AUGAGCUCACCCAUUAGCAGCAGCCGCUCCCUUGCCGCCUUCCUGCAGCAGCUUCGCAGCCUGGGGCAGCCACCCAGACCCGUGACAUCGACGGCGUGCUCGCCCCGUCGGCCGAGGGAGGUGCCCCUUUGCCCCGUGAUGGAACCGGGCGAGGCGCAGGACGCGGCCACCCUGCCCGGUCCCACCAAGUGGCCGCUGCUGGGCAGCCUGCUGGAGAUCCUCUGGAAAGGAGGCCUCAAGAAACAGCACGACACGCUGGUAGAGUACCACAAGAAGUACGGCAGGAUUUUCCGCAUGAAGUUGGGGUCCUUCGACUCGGUGCACCUGGGGUCCCCGUGCCUGCUGGAAGCGCUGUAUCGCAGCGAGAGCGCGCACCCCCAGAGGCUGGAGAUCAAACCUUGGAAGGCCUAUCGCGACUAUCGCCAGGAGGGCUACGGGCUGCUGAUCCUGGAAGGAGAAGACUGGCAGAGGGUCAGGAGUGCCUUUCAAAAGAAACUAAUGAAACCAGUGGAAAUUAUGAAGCUGGACGACAAAAUCAAUGAGGUCUUGGCUGAUUUUAUGGGUAGAAUAGAUGAGCUCUGUGAUGAGAGAGGCCGCAUUGAAGACUUAUACACGGAGCUGAACAAAUGGUCUUUUGAAAGCAUCUGCCUUGUGCUGUACGAGAAGAGAUUCGGGCUCCUUCAGAAGAACACAGGAGAGGAAGCUCUGAACUUCAUCACGGCCAUCAAAACAAUGAUGAGCAUGUUUGGAAAGAUGAUGGUCACCCCGGUCGAGCUGCACAGGCGCCUCAACACCAGGGUCUGGCAGGCGCACACGCAGGCCUGGGACACCAUCUUCACAUCAGUCAAAGCUUGUGUGGACAACCGGUUAGAGAAAUACUCUGAGCAGCCCAGCAUGGAUUUGCUUUGUGACAUUUAUCACCACAAUCAGCUUUCAAAGAAAGAGCUGUACGCGGCCAUGACGGAGCUCCAGCUGGCUGCGGUGGAGACGACGGCAAACAGCUUAAUGUGGCUUCUCUACAAUUUAUCCCGUAAUCCCCACGUGCAACAAAAGCUUCUUAAGGAAAUUCAGAGUGUGUUGCCUGAGAAGCAGUUGCCACGGGCAGAGGAUUUGAGGAACAUGCCAUAUUUAAAAGCCUGUCUGAAAGAAUCUAUGAGGCUUAACCCGAGUGUUCCCUUUACAACGCGGACUCUUGACAAGGCGAUGGUUCUGGGGGACUAUGCUUUACCCAAAGGAACUGUGUUGGUUCUAAAUACCCAUGUGUUGGGAUCCAGUGAAGAAAACUUUGAGGAAUCAAGCCAGUUUAGGCCUGAACGGUGGCUUCAGGACAAGAGAAAGAUCAACCCUUUUGCCCAUCUCCCCUUUGGCGUUGGGAAGAGGAUGUGCGUCGGUCGCCGGUUAGCUGAGCUCCAGCUCCACCUGGCGCUCUGCUGGAUCGUCCGCAAAUACGACGUUGUGGCCACGGACCUCGAGCCUGUGGAGAUGCUGCACUUGGGCAUUCUGGUGCCCAGCCGGCAGCUCCCCGUCGCUUUCUGCCAGCGAUAGGAAGCCUCAGUUUUUUUUUUUUUAACCAAGAGCAAAAGCAAGAAUUUUGACCCUCCCGCAAGAAGGAAGUUUUGGGCUAAUCACGACUGGAAAGCAAAGGUGGAGAACCAGAGCAUGAAACGACACGUAAAGAACAUUUGGGCUCAGACGUUUACGCUCCGUCUUCUGUACCGUUGUCCCAGAAACUGUACUGCCCGUGUCGCUGAUGGUGCUAAGACUGCAUCGGGCUCGGGGAAAGCAGACGGAGUGCUGGGAGACCCGGCCCUCCGCAGGGAGCACACGCCGCGCACACGAGACUCACACAACGAUGUCGGCACCGCCCUGGUGGCGCAGGCUUGCUCAUCUUGCUAUUUAGUCUUGCAUCUUCCGUGACACGACGGAGCAGCUGGGUGCCUCUCUCUUAGUCAGGCGAAAGUCAUUACAUGUUUCUGGCCCUGCCGUGUCAGACUCACCGCUGAAAUCCUCACUUCUCAAAGUUCACACUUCACAGUGAAAGAUCUCCUAUAGCCGGAUUGUCGGCGGCUCAGGGUAAUAUUGGCAAUCCAUUUAUUGUAACUCUGCUUAAUAUAAUGUUUGGGGAAAUACUGUGAAAUGAUGGAAGCAAAACUAAAUGUUGGUUCAUGUUAUCUGGUCCCUAUAAAACUGUUUUUUUUUUCUUAUUUUGAAAUAGAAACAUUAUUGAAAAAUUAGAGAAAAUCUCUAUGCUAAGAACAACUUUAAUGAAGUCAAAACUCCUGUUCAAGGAUCUGUUAAUGAUUUACCAUGCAUCCUUGUGUUAAAGGAUCAUGAAAUUAUUUAAUUAUGACAUUGCAUCUAUGUAAUCUAUGAUAUUAAGGUGUGGAUCAACAGUUUUUAAAUUGUGUGUCCUAAUGACAAUUUGCUUACAUCAUUUAAAAAAUGUAUAUAUAUUAUUUAGGAUCUGAAGUUUAUUUAGAGCAAUGUUCUAAAGUUUAGUUAUAGCUUAAAAAUAUUCAGUGACGUCCCCUGCCUUAAUUUUCCCAGCUGUAGAAUGAGUCAGUAGUAAAGUGUGCAGGCAUUAUAGAUUAUGUAACUCGUGUUAAGUGAUUUGAACUCCUUGGGAAAUUGUGAUUUAGUAUACGGAAAAUACAUAUAGAUUUAAGCAAUACUUAUAAAACUUCCUUAAAAAUUAUGUUUACAUACAGUUUAUUUGCAUGUUUUUACUACUACUUUUCCUAAAAGCAUACUAUAUAUUUCUGUAUAUUUGAUAAAUAUUUCCCUUUUUAGGUUGUAUCUUCAGACUAUUUCAGAAGUGUACAUUUAUAUCUUCAUAUAUGAAUGAAUAUGUACAUAUCAUUAAAAUGGGUUUAAGCUUCCUGUUGUGAAAGUUUUUAGAAUUAUAAAUCCACAUGUGUUGUCAGACUUCAUCUGUAUAUCUUCUUUGAAUUCUCUGAAAGUAAGAAUAAA
Messenger RNA from Odocoileus virginianus texanus, 2970 nucleotides. RefSeq names its product cytochrome P450 family 24 subfamily A member 1 (gene CYP24A1). Lineage: Eukaryota; Metazoa; Chordata; Mammalia; Artiodactyla; Cervidae. The record is from RefSeq and is a predicted model, not a curated record. Gene Ontology annotation, cellular component: mitochondrial inner membrane. Gene Ontology annotation, molecular function: oxidoreductase activity, acting on paired donors, with incorporation or reduction of molecular oxygen; monooxygenase activity; iron ion binding. Gene Ontology annotation, biological process: cortisol metabolic process; cellular response to peptide hormone stimulus; cholesterol metabolic process.